Molecule: messenger RNA, 3320 nt
Organism: Diabrotica virgifera virgifera (western corn rootworm)
Lineage: Eukaryota; Metazoa; Arthropoda; Insecta; Coleoptera; Chrysomelidae
Product: bis(5'-adenosyl)-triphosphatase enpp4-like
Exons: 8
Coding region: 109-1725 (538 amino acids)
Source: RefSeq, a predicted model, not a curated record
UAAAAAUCAAAACGUAAAGUAGGUAGAAGACAUCAGAAUAUCAGAAGCUAGAGCUAGAGCCAGUCCAAAUAAAUACGUAGUGUAUACUUUAAUAUACAGAAAUUGGGAAUGAUAUUCAAAAUUACUGUAAUAUGUUCCUUGCUAAACAUUGUACAUUCAGUAUCGCGCCAUCCAAUACUCAUAAUCGUUUCCUAUGAUGCGUUCAGAUACAACUUUUUUGAAACUAAAUUGGUUCCUAACAUGGAAAGAUUGAAGAAAGUUGGAACUUAUGCCGAUUAUUUAAUAAACGUGUUUCCAACGAAAACGUUCCCCAACCAUCACUCCAUUGCCACAGGAUUGUAUACAGAAACUCAUGGAAUUGUAGGUAAUAGUUACUUUGAUACAACAUCCAGAACGAUUAAAAGAUUAGGAAGUGAGAUGUUCAGUUAUAAUAAAGAUAUUAUACCAAUAUGGAAAUGGAACGAAGAUCAAGGUAAUGAUAGAUAUUCCGCAUCUAUGAUGUGGCCUGGUGCAAUUUUUCCUUACCAAGGUAAAAACAUAACACACAUACAAGGAUUUGAUCCCAAUAUGGACUGGUUUCAAAGAGCUGAUAUGAUUAUUUCGUGGCUAAUGAACCCUGACAAGCCUGCUAAUCUGGUUAUGUUUUAUGUUGAAGAACCCGACACUCACGGUCACGCCUAUGGACCUAACGCACCGGAAAUCAAAGAAUUGCUACAGAAAUUGGACAACUUAACUGCUUAUUUAGAGGACCAAUUGGAUAAAUACAAUUUAGCUGAAAGAACAAACGUGAUUCACAUGAGUGACCAUGGUUUAGUCGGUGUGACUCCUCCAUAUUUCAUAAAUAUGACUCAGUACAUGAAAUAUGGAACUUACGAUAUGGCUGGUGCUAGUCCGUGUUUACAAAUUUAUCCUAAGGAAGGACAUGAACAAGAAAUUUAUGACGCUUUAAAGGCUGGUUCUUUAAAGAACGGACACUUCAAAGUAUAUCAAAAGAAGAAUUAUCCAAAACAGUGGCACUACAAAAAAUGUACACGAUCUCCGCCCAUUCUGGUAAUGGCCGAUGUGGGUUACGCUUUAGAUGAUUAUAUUAAAGGUGCACCGGAGUAUGCUGAGAAAUAUAAUUUUACACUAACAAAUAGCUCAGAAUUCGGCGUCCAUGGAUACGACUACAACGUAAGUGACAUGCACCCAUUUUUUAUGGCCAGGGGACCAAAAAUCAAGAAACAGCACAAAGUAGCUCCGUUCCACACCGUAGAUCUUUUUAAUCUUUUCACGCAAAUCCUCGAAAUACCUCCAUUGCCCAACAACGGAUCGAUGGGCAAUAUUGUAGAUAUCCUCAAUGACAAACAAGGGAGAUAUAGCAUCGGAUCUAUCUUAAUGGUUACUGAUGUUAUCAAUAAUUUUGAAGAAGUUGCCGAUGUAUUAGGCCAUGAUAUAUUGAAGAUAGCGCAUUUCGUUAGUCGUGGCCCACAUAGGUCCAGGUUAUCUAAACCGUCACUUUUAGGCAUACUAUAUUUAAUUAAAGAAGAAAUCAACACCCUAGUAAGAGUAGGUGGAGUGUUGGUAGCUCUUCUCUUCAUUAGCGUCGCUGCCACGAUCGCCCUAAUAAUCAUAAAACGACAGCAGACCAUCACAACGGCUGCCGCUCUGAACAAACGUUUUCCACAAACGUUCCAUCACAACAUCGUCGAAGCUCAACAUCUGCUCGAACCCGAAGACGCCUAACUCUAGAUCAAAUUUUAGGUUAGGUAUUUAUAAAACAAUUAUAAGAAUCUGUCGCGGGUUUUGGAUUUAGAAGGGGAAGAAGGGAAAUAAUAAUUAGCUUUUUCGAGAAAAACUGAUACAAGCGCAAAAUCUAGAGAUUUGUAUAGUCGGUAGUUAAAAAGUAAGUAUCAAAGUAUGUAAAGAUUACGUACAGCUGGUUACGUGGUAUUUGAUUUUUGUUAGAUUGGACUCACUUUCUUAUUAAAGUGUGGUAAAGACACAAUUUAUAUUUUAUAUCUUGUAUCUCUCUUUCUCCAAACUGACAGUUUAUGUAAUGUAAAUUAUAUAAUGAAUAAUAGAGGUAUUUAAAAAUAUUUCAAUAUGUGUUAUACCGAUAGUUACGAAUGUGGCGAAAGAAGCUGCAUGCGUUCUUUUCAAACUCUUUUUGAAAGGUUAGAAAUGUAUCUUUUUAAAUUAGAAAUUAAGGUAAUUAUUAUGUCUCCUCUUCCUUUUAAUGAAACUAUAUAAAAAUGUAGAUAUGCCACACACAUUUUUGCGUAUUUAUUAGAAAUGUCGUUUUCUGGAACGAAAGAUAAAGCAUUAGAUUUAAAGCAUAGACCUGUAGAUCGGUGACAAAGGUUUUGUUCUAAAAACAAGGUACUUGAAAUGAUUAUUCUAUAUUAUAACUGAUUAUUUGUUUUUAUCUCUGUGAAAAAUGCCAAAGAAUAAUUUUAAUUUUAAUGUGAAUAUGAUUAUUAUAAGUAUACAGGGUGUUAUAAGUAUGUAAAACUUUAAAGGGUAAUUCUACAUGAUAAAAUAAUGACAGUAUGCUCUAUAAACAUAUGUCCGCAAAUGCUUCGUUUCCAGGAUACGCACGGGGUGUUGCAUUUUUUUUUCAAACUGUAUAUUUUUUUUAUCCCUAAGACCUUUUAAGCUAUUAAAAUUAAAUUUGCUGGGUUUCAAGAGGUAGCUAUUGCGCAUUUUUUGGCAAACACACAAUUUUAUAUUCAUCAUUUGUUCGCCUACGGGUAAUGGUCUGAAUUUUUUAAAGAAAAAAAUAGUACGCCACUGAGAUAUUUUAAAUUAAAAAUUAUUUUGUAUUCCAUAUUUAAUUUAUGAUAAAGAACCUUUCCUGUCUUGUUUUCAUGUGGUGCACCGUUUUUAUGCAAAAAAAUAAAACAUCUUCGCGCGUAUUUUUCAUUUCGUAAUAAAUUAUCAAGAACUCUCCAAUAUAAUAACGCCAAACUAGAAUAAUAACAGAAAAUAUUUCUAAAAAGAUUUUAACUAUGUGCAAGGCGACAACAAAUGUUCAAAAUUAUCUCCUUUAAAGGUGACAGAGUAAUUUUAUAUUCACCAUUGGCGCGCGUACGGGUAAUGGCCCCAUUUUUUUAAAGAAAAAAAUAGUACGCCACUGAGAUAUGUCAAAUUAAAAAUCAUUUUUGAAUUUCUCGUUCAAUUUACGACAAAAAAUCGUUUUUGUCUUUUUUCAUAUGAGGCGCCGUUUUUAUGCAAAAAAAUAAAAUAUCUUAACGUUUACAAAGUAUUUGAAAUAAGUUUCUAUGCAUAUGGAAUCUACCUCGAAUAAUUUGUAAGCGUUAAGAUGUUUUAUUUUUUGU